Actinia tenebrosa (Australian red waratah sea anemone) is the source of this 865-nucleotide messenger RNA. RefSeq lists its product as uncharacterized. Lineage: Eukaryota; Metazoa; Cnidaria; Anthozoa; Actiniaria; Actiniidae. The record is from RefSeq and is a predicted model, not a curated record.
UAACGAAAACCUCAAUAGGAUGACCAAAGUGUCAAAGGAUGGCAAAAGAUACACCAAUAUUACUUACCCGAARUACAAAAUGGGUGAGGAAGUUGUGCGUGACAUAGCUGUGGAGCCAACAUAUGAUUAUGUGGAAAACRUGAAAAAAAUACUGUUCAGUUCAUCCAGAGACAUGUUAGAGAAGAUAAUGAGUGAAUAUAAAGCCAAAGUCCCUGAACCUUUAAACAAUAAAUUCCCACAGAAAAGAAGUAAAGAUGAAGCAAUGGUUUACUAUGAAGAAAGAAAACAAAAAGUUGUAAAAUUGGUACCAACAGCUAAGCAUCAGGAAGAACUUCUUCAGGAGUGUUCAUCCACAAAGAAAAGGAAAUCUGAUGAUUCAAGUAUAGAGCCGCCAAAGGAAAAAGUCAGGAAAUGCAAGAAAUGUAGUAACCCAAUGAAAGGACACCCAAAGAACAAAUGUCCUACUUAAUAACAGAUUUAGAKAAAAGGUGAAAAAAUGYAUUGAACAAUCAGUAAGAAAUAUUUUGCAAGCACAGUGUUAAUUAGCUGUUAUUUGCAGCUCGUUCUUGCCCAGAUUGGUACCCUUUAGUUGCAUUGSUUGGAUAUUUGCACCUGAUGUCAUGAUAUAUACAAGCUGGAAGAGGUCUAGUAUUCUCCCAUCCCAUAUAUCCACACAACCAUCUUAUCAACCAUCUAUAAGCCACUGCCUUAAUAAACCUAUAAGGUAAAAAGGAAUUAAUAACUGGAUAAAGAAAAAGAUGUGGGAACUAGGUGAAAAUGCUUUGAAAAAUAUCAAAUGACGAUAUGUAUAUCAAAUAAUGUAUGUGUAAUAACGACAGAACUUGACUAAAGUAUUAUGAAUUAA